CAAAACAAAAUUAAAUUACUGGAUUACGAAUGACUCAACUAAGACAUAAACUGCUCAAAUGGAAAAAACCUGAAAAAAAAAACAGACGUUACUAUCAUAAACAUUGACGCGUACAGAAAACAACCAAUCAAACUACUAGAAAUCUAUGAUCUGGAAAAUAAAUCUUAAUACUUCUAAACACUUUAGACAUAAUUACCCAAGGAGACAACAUGGACAGAAAAUGUAGAUUGGUAAAUAAUUUUUGGUUAUUAAUCUAUGGAUUCUGUUAAUAAAAGUAUUAAACAGAAAAUGGCGGAGAACAAAUUUAUUGUAAUAACUGGACCAAACGGAUGUGGAAAGUCAAUCUUUCUUAAACAGUAUUAUGAAAAAGUUAAUAAUUUAGAUCCGAAUAAUGGGAAAAUAUUUUUUAUGAGACAUAAUGAAUACUUUGAUGAAUUUACUCCACUACCAUUCAGCUCUGAAGGUGGUCGUAAAUUUGCCGAUUUAAGGCCAAACGACCGAAUCAUUGAAGAAAUCUUCGAAGCAGCGAAAUCUGAAGUGUUCGAUAAAAGCCUUAUCAAUAAAAACAUAACAGGUGAAUAUAAAUUAGCAAAAGAUAAUGUAGUAAAGCAAUAUAAAUUUGAUGACUUUUUAUCUAAAAAAGAUGAAAUAUUUGAAAAUAUUAAAAAAAUGCUGAGUAUCUUUCUUAAUACAAAUGUCGAGCAUACAGGUUAUUUCAGGUAUAUGUGUCGCGCUUAUAUGAUUCGAUUUGAGGACAAUUUUAAUGAAGCUAAAAGCAGUAAAAAAUUUUCAAAAGUAUUUUUUUUUUACAGAAAUAAAUUGCAAAUACAACAAACUUCAGGGCUUUCUGCAGAUGAGUUCUUAGCACUUUGGGAUAACAAUGAGGAUUUUUCAAAUAAAAUUUUGAUAAAUUAUGCAUUUUAUAAUUGCGGAGUACUGGAUUUUAUAGAAGACUUAAAUGCGAUGCUAAAGAAAAUCAACUAUAAAUAUAAAUUUUCAGUUGAACCUAAAAAAGAUUUUGAUUUUAAUUAUCCAUCCAUUAAUUUUAUGAUAUCUGAUCAAAAUAAUGAAGCAAUUAAUGAUUCUCUAAUCAGACUUUCUUCGGGAGAAAACUGGAUUCUAGGUGUUUUAAUGUGGCAGUAUAGCUCAUCUGGUUCUACUAGUAGAAUUCCUAUAAAGUUUAAAGAGUUAAUACUAGAUGAACCUGAUAAACAUCUUGAUCCAAAGUUGUGCAAACAGUUUAUAGAUAUUGUCACUAAAGUAUUUAUACCAAAUGGAAUCCAAGUAGUCAUGACUACGCAUCGCGUUGAUACGGUAGCACUAGCACCAAAAGAGAGCAUAUUUAAGCUUCCACCAGAUUAUAAUGAAAAAACUAGAUAUAGGUCUGGUGAAGAACAACUUAACAGUCUUCAAAAGUCUUGUAAAGCGGAAGCUACAUUUCGUAUGACCUCUAAUUUAAGAGAAAUAACAAACUACCACCAUAAAGUAUAUACAGAAGCUUUAGAUGAUGCACAUUUUUAUGAAAGCGUUUACUCAUUUUUAAGAGUUUAUUGCUCUGAAGUUCGCCAAAAUGCUCGUGACAAUUUAGUAAAAGGGGAUGAUAGAUUUCAUUGGGACAUUAACGGAGAAAAAAUAAGGAUUUUGUCAGAACGUUGUCAGUUGUCGUUUUACCCAGCUAGUACGGCAGGUAAUGAUCAGGGUGGUUGUGAGGAAGUAAAAAAAGCAGUUAGACGUGGUCAGAAUUUUCAUGAUGCUUCUAAAGGACCAUUUGACGAACUCGCGUUAUUGAUACCCUACGGUAUUUUAGAUAAUGACUAUGAUAAAAAACAUAAUUUUUCAAGCAAAGGAGAAGUUAAAAUUGAUAUUACGGAUUACAUUGUAACUUUCGAAAGACAUAGCUUUGAAAAUUUUCUUUACGAUCCAUUUAUAAUAGUAAGUAUCUAUAAAUAUAUGAGUUCUCAAGAAAAGACUGAUACUAGUAAUUUCGACGAAUGUUAUCAAGUUCUGAAAUAUGCUCUUGAUAAGAAACCUGUUGAACUGGGAGAGGUUCAGUUUGCAGCUAACCAAUGUUUUUACCAAUUAAUAAAAAAUAAAGACAAGGUUGACAAAGCAUUAAUAAAAAAAAAAAUUGACGCUGAGAUUGACAAAAGCAUAAAAUUUAAAUUGGAAUUGGAACCUGCAAAAGCUUAUGCAAGUUCAAAACUUGACCAAAUAUUUGGUUUUGAUAUAGAAAAAGAUUUAGACAGUUUAAAAAUUGAAAUAUGUGAUCGAAAUGCAUUUUCUAAAGGCGCCAAUGUUAAAGAACCUGACGCUUUGUAUGAUAUAAUAAAACCACAGCAGAUUAUUAAUCGUAGAAUUGUAGAAUUCUACCAGAAAGAUGCGUUAAAUAAAUUAGGAACUCAAAAAAUAGCCGUGAUCAUAGAUAAUAAGGAAUCAAUUGAAGUAGAGUAUCCAAAACUGUUUUUAAAGUGGAGGGGUCAUGAGCUUAACUACCCAGUUAAAUCUAGUAAAAAGAAUUUUAAAAAAACUUUGUUAAAUAACCUGCAAAAAAUGCCUACAAAUUUGUUAAAAGAAAAGACCCGUCUAUUUGUUCCCAUGGACUUAGCGAAGAUAUUUUUUGACUUAAGUACAAAAGUUAGACAUCACGUACGUGAGAAAAUUAAGCCAGACAAUAAAAAAGUAGCAAAUUAUGAAAAAAGUGGUAAUUAGAUUUAAUGACACCGAACAACUAACAAACAAAAUAAUACACCGAACAAACAAAACACCGAACAAACAAAAUAAUUAUCCUACUGACAAUAUUUAUGACGAAUUAAAAGGACGAUAGUUACUGGCCUACUUAUUGGUAUCAAUAAAGUAAGAAAAUAAUAAAUAAAAAAUUUGAGCUUUGUAGUAAAAGUGCAAAAAUCAAAAAUUGUAAAUAUGUAAGUGCAGAAGUUAAUAAGUUCGAUUUUGGUAGAGUUUUGCUAACGUUCCUAGCAAGUGUGAUGUUAGUAGUAAUGAUAGUAUCAACAUCAAUAUAAUAAGAACUCGGUUGAUCUAGUAACAGAGCAUAGUUCAGAUUAGAUUGAAAUACGUUAUUUAGACUAAUUUGCAUAUUGUAGUUACUGAACAUCAAGUAAAAAUAUAACAAUAAAUAAUAUAACAUUCUUUGACAGAAGGCUUGUUACUCCAUACUAUUAGACAUACAGAAGGCAUGUUAUACCAUAUUAUUGUUGAUUCAGGUUAUUUUAUUUUUCAAUUAUGAUUAUAAAUAGUAAAGUUAUAUAGUUCACAAAGUUUUUGUUUUUACAAUAAAUGUAUUUACAUAA
Messenger RNA from Hydra vulgaris (swiftwater hydra), 3308 nucleotides. RefSeq lists its product as uncharacterized. Lineage: Eukaryota; Metazoa; Cnidaria; Hydrozoa; Anthoathecata; Hydridae. Gene Ontology annotation, molecular function: ATP binding; ATP hydrolysis activity. The record is from RefSeq and is a predicted model, not a curated record.